Molecule: messenger RNA, 5726 nt
Organism: Cyprinus carpio (common carp)
Lineage: Eukaryota; Metazoa; Chordata; Actinopteri; Cypriniformes; Cyprinidae
Product: fibronectin type III domain-containing protein 5b
Molecular function (GO): protein binding
Source: RefSeq, a predicted model, not a curated record
CACACAGUCCUCUCCUGGCGACUUUCUGCGGCAAGUACGGAGUUUAGAUCCAGUGCUCUUCUGGACUGAUGCAGGAAUAAAGACGGCAACCAGUCGUGAAUGUUAAACACAUAGAGGCCGACUUAUAAGUUGAAAAAUCUUGCGAGUAAAUGGGAUUCAACGUCUUCCGAACAGAAUGUAAAGAAUUCCUUGAAGGAUGUGGGGAAUUAAAGGCUUGUGCGCUGCGCUGUUAUUGUUGUUUUUGGCUUAUAUUUCCGUGUCCUCGGUUAAUGCCGACAGUUUAUCUGCUCCACUCAAUGUGACCAUCAAAGCACUGGAGGGGAACUCAGCGAUAGUGACAUGGGACAUUCUGGAGGGAGACCCAGUCAUUGGGUUUGCCAUCACCCAGCAGAAAAAGGACGUUCGUAUGCUGCGAUUCAUCCAGGAAGUGAACACCACCACUCGUUCAUGUGCAUUGUGGGACUUGGAGGAGGACACAGAAUACAUUGUCCAUGUGCAGUCCAUUAGCAUGAGCGGCACUAGCCCCCUGAGUGAACCUGUUCUGUUCCGCACUCCCAAAGAGUCAGAGAAACUGGCCUCAAAAAGCCCAGAUGAAGUGACCAUGGAGGAGGUUGGCCAGGCCGCCCAGCUCAGGGCUGGAGAGCUCAUUAUCAUCGUGGUGGUUCUCGUCAUGUGGGCAGGUGUGAUAGCUCUGUUCUGCCGUCAGUAUGACAUCAUCAAAGACAACGAGCCCAACAAUAACAAGGACAAAGCCAAGAACUCGUCAGAGUGUAGUACCCCAGAGCACCCUACGGGGGGACUACUGCGCAGCAAGGUCUAAUUACGCCUUCCCCUGUCGGCAAUAAUAGGCUUUAGCCUCAGGACAGUGCUCUGAGACAAAACAAGUAAGCCAUCAAAUCACAAAAGUUGUGAAGCCCACCUCUCAUCCUCAAUCAAACGACCUUUUAGUAUUCCCAUCGACCAACAUGAACUCUUUGGUGCUUGUCUGUUUGGCACACUGACACAAACUUGAGGACAAAAUGGACAAGAUGGUUCCAGAACUGGAAGCUUGAGCCGUUUGGAGCGAGUUGUUGAGAUUCGAUCCACAGCUGCAGGACUCAAACCCCGCCGUGAGCUGGAAAACCAGAGACGCCGCGCCACCAGGAGUGUCUUUGGCUCCUGUGUAGACUCACUGAGAUAAGGAGAAACCUGACACCCUGCAUAAACCUGAAAUAAACCAGGAAGGUGUGUUGUGAAAAAGAAGCAAGAGCGUUUUUCUGAGCUCACCGCCAUUAUCAGCUCCGAACCAGGAUCAGGUCUCUGACAGGGCUGACAUUACGAUAUUUCACUUCAAUAUCUCUCCAUGCUUGUCGCUAUCUUGUGUAUUCGGUUCCUUCAUUUUCACACUUGUAGUUUCGAUUUCUUUACUCCAUUAUCCUCCCUCCAGCAGCCAAUCACGGACAGUCUAGAUAAUUUGAUGUGGUUUAAUUGGUGCGGUGGCAUCUUUCUUCUCAGCACUCUUGCUCUCAGGGCAUUCAGGAAAACAUCCACAGGAAAAACGAUGGAUCACAUUGGCUGUGUCGCAUUCAUCCACCUGUGACCCAAUCACAGCAAACUGCAUUUCAGCCAUUGAUGAUGAAGAGCUCCAUAUAGUAAUAGUGAUAGAAAACGUAUUUAACGCUUGUGUGUUGAGUAAAUCAACAGCUUGCUGUCCCUAAUGAGCACAUUACUGUACAGUGAUGGUCUGGUCCUCAUAUUACAAUCAUUAGCAUAUUGGUCACAAGUAUGACUAUUUACAGCUUUUAUGUGACGUGAUAUAGAGUUGGGUGCCUUUUUUCUAAAGGCUUUCUUUUAGAUUUCUUUCCCUUUAAACAGUUCAGUCUUAAAGUUGACAUGAAAUCAAAACUGACUUUAUAUUUAGUUUCAUGCUACACCUUGCUAGUCUUAUUGGGAUUGAUUCCUCUGUUAUCACAAAGUUAAAACGUUAGACCUUUUUUUUUUUUUUUUUUGCAAUCCAUUCAAUUCUUGAUUGAUAAUUCUAUCUUUUUUGCCUUACUGUUUCAAUAUCAUCUUUAAAGCUAGGGUAGGCGAUUUAGGAUCGACUAUAUCAAUAGUAAGCUUUCUUUGAAAGCAUAAGAUCCCACCCUUCCUUCAUAAUCACUCUCCAAAGCCAUGCCUCCUCCAAAAACACCUGAAUGCACACAGGCAGAGCAGAGGCUAACCAGUGACACGAUGACAGAUGGCGUUGGCAGAGAGUUGAAUGCAAUGUUGUCAGAUUACCUUAUGUCUCAUUCACUGAUGAGAAAACAUUACAGUACAAAGCACAUAUUAUUACAAUAAUAACACCUUCCAUUCUCGUUCGGUCUGCAAUAGUGUAAUGGAACGCGCUGAUGACGUAUCAUGACUGUGUGAACAGGGUGCACAGAGGUAUGCUAAUACACAUGUUGACAGACAGCCCUUGAACCAAGGGAUAUGACUGGAUGAACAUUUUAUGGUCCUACACCUUCCACAAACCAUAUCAAUACAUAGUAAUACAUUUAGACCACUUAAUUAGUGAUUGCUAUCUGGUUUGAAGAGACUUGCCACCAUCAUUACAACAACAACAACAAAAAAAUGGUUUUGAACCAAAUCACCUACCCUGACUUUAACAUGUAAAUGUGUCACAUUUCAUUUUUUUUUUUUUUUAUUCAUUUAUUUUCUGGAGACCCACAUCUGACAUGCAAGUUGGAAAAAACAAGAUAUCAUAACCGUGAAUUGAGAAUUGUUCCCCACUACUUAAUUCCUUGUGCACAAAUUAGUAAAACGUGGGCACAAAAUGCUUUUUUGAGAAUUAAUUCUUAAUUAUUGGCCACAAUAUCAGUUUUUCGCCCUCAUUUUGUAUGGGACUACAUAUAUGUUACGUCUUUUUUUUUUUUAGCUAGACAUGGUUUUUGUUUAAAAAAAAAUAUAUAUAAUAAUGUAUUCAUUAAUUUUAGCUUUUUAAUUUUAAAAUACCUUCUUAUUCCUGUUGACAAUUUAAUUGACAACAAUUGCAAAAAUUGAACAAUAUAUUAAACCAUUUUAUAUAUGAUCAUCAGAUGAUUGCCUCACCAAACAGGAAAGGGCAAGUACAUUAAACUGCUAACAAAACACUUCAGUUUACUCAUUUUCAUUCAGUUGGUCAUAACUGAAAUUGAUUUUUCUAAGAUUUGUGUUCUUCAAAUCAUUGUUAGUUCAUUGGUAACAUUUUGCGACGUUUUUUAAUAAUUUCCAGUCAUUUUUAGUUAAAACAUCAUGCACAUUUUUCAUCUUUUUUUUCCAAUAUUGUAGACACAAUUUUUAAAAAAAGCUCUUUGUAAACAGUAAUUUGGUUGACAAGAUCACAUUACAAAAGUAAAAAGGGUUGUCAGUAUGGUUCAUGUCGACUUUAAAUUUCCUUUCAUUAAGAAGUACAAGAAAUGUAUGCAAGACCAGGCGAGCAGUCUUGUCUGUUAGUGCAGUUGUUCCCAACCCUGGUCCUUGAGGCACACCACUGCAUGUUUUCCAUGUCUCCUUAAUCAAACACACCUGAUUCAGGUCAUCAGCUCAUUAGUACAGACUUCAAGACCUGAAAUUGGUGUGUCAGAGAAAGGAGACAUGCAAAAUGUGCAGUGUUGGGAUGCCUCCGGGAACAGUGUUGGGAACCACUGUGUUAGUGCAGGGGUUUUCAACCUGUGGGGUGCGAGCAUCUGUUAAUUCAGAGGCAUACCAUCCAGUAGCCUAUAUAUGAAUGAGCUAGCAAAUCUUUAGCCAUCCACAAGGUGCCAAUCUGAUUAGUCCCACUGCUAAUCAGUCAAAAAGUUAGAGCAGCAUUUGCUCGAGUAUCAGACUGAGGCCCCGUCCGCACGGAGACGCGUUUAGCUGUAUAUGCAUGAAUUUUGUAUCGUAUAGGCGUUUCGUCCACACAGAUCAGGCGUUUUGGGAGAGUGAAACUGAUAUUUUUUGGAAACCCAAAGUGGAUUAAUCUGAAAAUGAUGCCCUUGCGUUUUCGUGUGGACAGCGAAUUCGUACAUUUUCUGAAACAAUGACGUCAUCAGCCCACCACGUCUCGGUGCUAGACAGACACCACUAUAUCACGUAACAGCAACAAAAAAAAAUAAACACUGUCUGACUGUCUUUUUAUUAACUAACAUUAACACAGAUUAAUAAAUGUAUUGUUCCAUGUUCGUUUGUAUACCGCGCGCAAGGUUUAUGCACAUAGUCCAAGUCUUCUUCUCCGUUUUUAGUGUAUCUCUGUGUCAGAACUACAGUGCCACAUACUGGUCUGUCAUGUAUACAACAUCGUUUUCGGGGUGCCGAAAUACAAUUGGGUAAACUGGGCGGGUUUCACAAACCAAAACAAAGAUCGACAUUCCGGCCCGGAACGCACAUUUUCAAGAACUGAUGGUAGCAUUGUUUUUCAGAUAAACAAGUAUGUCAACUUGGCAUGUUUUUUAAAUAUUUGCAAACAUAUUAUGGUAUUUUUAUGCUUUUUAUGAGCCAAAAUCUUACAUACAGCGCGUGCCCGAAAAGGUUGAAAACUCCUGUGUUAGUGUAUUGUACUGUCUGACAGGAUAGUGUCCUUAUCAGCUAGACUGAAUAAGUCCUCACAUGUCAGGAAUGAAAAAUUGUAGGAAUGCAGGUCAGAAGUCUAGAAAACAUUGAUUCCCUCAGCCGUUGGUCAUUUGGGACUCCACGUUCAGAACGACAUUGCAACAGUUCAACUUUAAUAAGGUUACAGACCAUAUGCAUUUCCCAAGGACGUGUAUUAGACUGUCAGUAUCUGAUCUGAAGAACAAAACCUCCCAUUCAUCUCCAAACCAAGCGUACGAGUACACAAUGAGCAGUGGAAUUGAAAUAGGGCAGUCUCAUUUUUCAAACGCAUAGAAGAGUGUAAAAGUUAAUACUUCUAUUUACUUUCAGUAUAGAGGACUUCAGGUCGGGUGGCCAUUCAUAUUCAAAAGCCCUCAUUGUCAGGAUGUAUUGCACAAUUAAUCAAGCAUGUUGAAAAGGCACCUGAAGGAAUCUCAGAACAAUUAAACAUCCCCGCAUUGGUGACCAUCACCUCCUCAUCUCUGUCACCAUGGCGACAGGCUAACGUACUGUCCUCUCACUCCGCUGCCAUCUACAAGUCAUCCGCACCUUCGUUUUUCAUUCCCGCCUGAGGAGGAAAGCGUAUAUUUCUUUUUAAUGACUGCUAAUUAACCUUGGCCAUGGGGAAGACAGCUCAGGCAGACUGCUGGGUGAAAAAUGGCUCAUAUCAAUAUUCUGUCUGUGUGGCUUACGCAGAAGAACAGAAGGCUGGGUGUGAGGACUGGCUUAAACCAGAGAGGACCGGCUACGUGUUUCAGAUGUUCACUGUUCAGAUAUGUGUUGAGGUUUUGGGUCUUGUAUUAACCGGCAACACUUUCAUUCCGAUUAUUGAUCAUUUCAUUAGAAAUAGACACAAUGAACAGAUAUGGGCUGUGUUCGGAGUGGAAUACUAGUGUACUGCUUACUGCUUUCUUUCCAAUUUAUGGAAAAAUGUCAAAUAGUGAAGAAUGAGAUGUUAAAAAGCACAGCUGGUUUAUUCAUCUGCCUGGAAAUGGAAGAUUGAGUCUGUAUUCCUUGCUGUUUGCCAUAUUAUAUACUGCACAUUUUGGCAAAUCUUAUGAAACCUUAAGCAGCACAACAGUUUUCAACAUUGAUAAGAAAUGUUUCUUGAGCAGCAAAUCAGCAUAUUAGAAUGAUUUCUGAAGGAUCAUGUGACA